Messenger RNA from Onychostoma macrolepis, 5306 nucleotides. RefSeq names its product DnaJ (Hsp40) homolog, subfamily C, member 14 (gene dnajc14). NCBI's taxonomy places the organism in Eukaryota, Metazoa, Chordata, Actinopteri, Cypriniformes, Cyprinidae. The transcript has 8 exons. Gene Ontology annotation, molecular function: dopamine receptor binding. Bases 489 to 2486 code for a protein of 665 amino acids. The record is from RefSeq and is a predicted model, not a curated record.
GAUAGGCUGAGCUGCUUCAAACUCAUCUUACACCCGAGAUAAACUUUCCUGUCUGUACACUGUUCUUUUAGAGUAGCAAUGCAGCAACGCUCGCUGUGGAUGCUCUUCUGUUAGCAUGCCUGCUAAAGCAAAACAGCAUCGUAAAGGAAGAGAUUAAACAAAUAUAAAGAUUAUUAAACAUUAACAUUUACAGCAACAAGCGCCGUCUGUAAAACCUCAGUGAGCAGCAUUUGAGGAGUCGAUGCUUAUGCACUUUAUCAGGACUGAGUGUUCAGGGUUCAGAAUGCCGGCGUGAUUUGGAAAUGUCUCUUAUCGUCUGCCAUGCUGGACUUGCUGAAGACGCCAUAUUGUGUUUCUUUUGUAAAUAUGAGACUGUUGUUAAAUACAGUGCAUGCAUGUCUAAGUUUGCUGCCACCCUGAAGCUCAUGAUGGAUAUCCUCAUGACUGUUUUAAGCGUGAGGGAGUGACCCUUUGGAUAUUUGAGCAAUAUGGAAGAAGACAUGGCUGUACAAUGGGAUACAGUGGAGCCGCCCAUUGUUUCUCUAGCCAGUCCGUAUUAUGGAAAUGACAGCCAUGUGUUAUCGUCUCAAGCACCUGACUGUGAACAUGAGACGCUUGAUGAUUUUGAUUGUGAAUUCCCUGAUGAAGACUUUGAUUUGGAAGUAGACGAGAAUGAAGAGCAAAAUACCAAAACUGAAGAUUUGAAUGAUGAUCAGGUGCAAGAUGGGAUUUCCGAGAAGGACAAGGAGAAAUGUGAAAGAGGAGGAAAAUUUGAGUUGGAGAGUGACUUUAGAGGCAAUGGGGAGUCUAGGUCCCGCAAUGCUGGAACCGGUAGGAAAGGAAAGUCCAAAAAGAGUGGACCAGGGCAGGGGCCUUGCGAUCAAACACCAUCGUGGACAUCUCCAUCUUCCAUGUCUCAUAAAUCCUUCCUUGCAUCCUCUGGUCCCAGCAGACACAAGCAGGUGAAGCGGCGAAACCACCAUCUGCACAAUCACAGCCGCGUACGAAGGAAAAACGGGAUGCAGCUGGUCAUGGUGUGUCGGGAUUUCCUGGCAGAUUUCGUCAGCCCCUGGUGCAUUUCCUGCAUCCAUAUUGUCGUGGAGCUCAUCAUCUCUUUGACCCACCGCUGUGGGGUUGCUGUUGAAUCAUCUGCACUUGCACUAUAUGACUUUGGAGCACACAUGCUUUCCAAAGUCACAGAUAUUCCAGGCAUGACGCAUGAUUUGAGGCGAAUCCUGGACUGGAGCUGGUGUUCCAGUGUAGCUGUAAUAGAGAGCAUUGGCAGGUCUGCUCGUUGGGCUCGACAUGCUCUACUUUCUUGUUGGAGAUUUGUUUGUGCUGCUCUAAGCGCUGGCUCUCAGAUGUUGAGGUGUAUUGUGGGAAGGCUGGCUGGAGAGCGAGGCAGGAAAUGGUGGCUUGCUCUUCAGAGCAGCAGGGUUUGGAGGAAAGUGUCAGAUCUGACCACAAGGGUUCAUAGGUGUUUCUUUAAAAAAGGCAUUGUGAAUGAAAACUCGAAUCCAGAGUCUCCCAAUAGGGGGGCAGACAAGUGGCAACCUGGCGAAGAACUGCAGAGACUGCUGGCGCUGGCCAAGAUCCCUGAAGAGGAGUUGGACCCAUUUAAUGUUCUGGGAGUGGAUAUUCAUGCCACUGAAUCAGAACUCAAGAGAGCUUAUAGACAGCUGGCAGUACAGGUUCAUCCAGACAAAAACAAGCACCCAGGUGCUGGCGAGGCCUUCAAGGUGUUAAGAGCAGCGUGGGACAUCGUCAGUAACCCAGAGACUCGGCGAGAGUAUGAAUUGAAGCGUAUGGCAGCUACGGAGCUUUCAAAGUCCAUGAAUGAGUUUCUGACGAAACUGCAGGAUGACCUAAAAGAAGCCAUGAAUACAAUGAUGUGCACUAAAUGUGAGGGCAAGCACAAGCGCUUCGAGAUAGACCGCGAGCCUGGUGAGGCCCGAUUCUGUGCUGAAUGUAGUAAGUGGCACAGCGCCGAGGAAGGAGACCUGUGGGCUGAAUCCAGUAUGCUGGGACUGCGCAUCACAUACUUCGCCUUCAUGGAUGGCAAAGUCUUUGACAUCACUGAGUGGGCAGGCUGUCAGCGUAUAAGCAUCUCUCCAGACACGCAUCGCGUGCCAUAUCACAUCUCUUUUGGCUCUAAAGGUAGCAGCGGAACCAGCCGCCACAGAUCCCCCCCAGAUCACGCACCAGGUGGUGGCUCACCUGCAGACCUGCAGGACUUCUUCAGCCGCUUCUUCCAGGGUGGAGCUCCCAGUGACAUGACUGCUAAUGGAGGAUUCUUCCCAACGGGAAACCCGCCGCCUCAUCCCUCCGGAGCAGCUGCAGGGACUUCAACAAUGUUUUCAGGAUCUUCUCCACAAACAGGGUUCUUUAGCCCAGGGGCCCAACGGGGCGACCCCAGCGAACACUGGACUGACGGAGGAAAGCCCCCACGCCGGCGCAAGAAAGUCCGCAAGCCAUUCCAGCGCUGAGCAAUGCAAUGUUGUGCAGAGAUGGAGCGCUGUCUGUUGCCAUGUUUUGACAUGAUAUUGGCCAACUAGUGCAACAAAACGAGGACAAAAUCUUUUGACCUCCGUUGAGCAUUUCAGUGUUGGCGCUUUGAAGCUUCCUGAUACAGAAUGAAAUGGCAACAUCAAAUUGCGUAGAGGGGCAAGCAAAGAUGGAUGCAAGAAGAAGAUCUUUGCUUUUCAUGUUUGAAGUCCUUUGUUGUUGUUUUUUUUUUUAUCUCUUUUUUUUUUUUUUUUUUUUUUUUUGUUGUUGUUGAGGCAAAUUAACCUACAUUCAAGCAUUUUAAAUAACGUUCUUUCAAGAAACAGAAGGACUCAUGAAUCAUGAGUAGAUUUUCUGGUGUUUCUGAAGAAUAGUUGACCCAAUGUUAAAAAUUGUCACUAUUUACUCACCCGCAUGUUGUUCCAAACAUUUACGCCUUUUAAUUUUGCUUAUCGUAGCUUUUUUUCAUUACAACGGAAGUAUAGAAAAUAUCCCAACAUCAUAAAAGCAGACCAUGUGACUUGUACUUGUCAAGUCUUCUGAAGACAUCAGAUAGCUUUGUGCGACAACCAAAGACCCAAAUUUAGCAAUUCACUGAUUAUGUUCUUCUCCAGCUUGGCUAUUAAAUCUGGCCCAGGUUUGAUGUGAUGGAUACAUGAUAACCAGUGGUGUUUAGUAUUCUGAGCUUCAGUGGAGGGGAGCAUUAGCAGUGGAUAAAUGUUUUAUUCUUUUUAUUAUUAUUAUUAUUAUUUUUUUUUUUGAGAUUGACAGAUGUGGUUUUUGUGAACCGCAUGAGAUUCUUAAAUUUUACCACAAGAAGAAGGAAAAAAAAAAAACAGUGGCAGAGUUUGAAACGACAUGAGGGUAAUAAUGGCAUUUUUAUUUUUGGGCGACGUUUAAAAAAAGUUUCUGGUUUUGUCAGGCUUGAAAUGGUGAAUCUGAUGGAAAAUUUACACGAUGUGGCUGAAUGUUUUGUAGUGUAUUAACACGUAAGGAUUAAUGUAUAAGUCACAUACAGACCUCAGGGAUGACUCUUUCUUCAUCUGCUACUAGUAAUAGAACAGGGAAAAGAUGUAGCUGAAAUUUCCUGAUGUUCCUGGGAUUAUCGUAUAGAGCUCAUGCAAUCCAGAAGGAAACAUUUUACCAGUUACUCAAGCAGUUCAUCAUAAAACCAGAUUUUUUUUCUUCCGUUGUUUAAAUCACUUGUUUUGGAGAGAAUUACUUCAAAUAUGUACAAACAUUUUAUUGUACAAAAAAAUACACGAUAUGGCUUACUAUUCCACAAAUUGAUCAUCAAUCGUUCAUGUGAUCUGAAUGGAGCUUCAGAAAAUGAAAGAAUCUAGAGGGAUUUUCACAUCAAAUGCUCUGCCUGCUCACUGGAGCUCUUGACUGAUUUGGUUAAUGUUUUUGUUCGUAGUGCAUCUCUAGAGCCGGAACGGCCUCCAAUGUGCAUUGUAUUUUAGAGCGAGGGAAAGAAAUUAUUAAAAAUUUGAGUUAAAGCACAAAUGUGUAAAUCUUACAUGUCUAGAUGCAUAGAUUUGCGUAGAAGUUUAAAAAAUGGGUUUUGAUGUGAAAAUCCCAGAGCCUCCCUUUAAGAGGAAGUUCUCGUCACUUUUUUUAACACUCAGGAAUCAUUUUAAAAGAAAGUUGCUUCAUUCAUCCACUGGAGCCAUCAUUCCAGGCCAACAGAUUCAUUAGUGUCCAAACCUGACGUUUUUGGCUCAUGACAUUGUUUUUUCGUUAUUUCACAGUAGACCCAAUAUACUUUAAGACGCAAGACUGUUUUCCCUGUACAGCCAGACAUCAUAAAACCGUACUAAUACAUGCGUGUUCAGUUUCAUGUGUUCUCAAGUUCUCAGAGAUGCUUUCCGGAACUUCCUGUUUAGUUUGACUUAAACCUCCUGAUAAAUGCGCUUGUUUAACAACAGAAAUUCCAAGAAUGAAAAGAUUUAAAUUUACUCCAGAAAUAAAAUCUAAUUGUUGUUUUGCUCUUUGUCAGUGAUCUUUCAGUGGUUUUAGAUGGAAGAAGCAGAAAGAUAAAGGGUUUAAUGUGGUUACUCAAUCAUUUAAAAACUGUGCAUGGUAAAAUAGCAGCACGUUCACCUCUGGAAAGGACUGGCCACGCUGUAUCUGUAGUUGACCCAAACUCAAUGGUUCUUUUGAUUACACUAUUGAAUCUUUAGGGUAAACUUGAGUUUUGUAAAUGUUUACCUUCAGUCUGAUUUUCAGACUAUUCUAAAGUUGUUGUUUUUUCUUUACAGCAGAAGCUUUCUGUUGAUGAUGGCAAGUGUUAUUUAAUUUCUGUUCACAGCUGAUUAUUGAAGUGGUAUAAAAGAAAUAAAACAGACAGUUUAUUAUUGCACUAAACUUCCUCCUGAUGUUAAGGUGUUAAUGACCUUUUGAACAAAAUAAUGGAUCGCUUUAAACUGACUGGUGUCUAAACAUCAACAAAAAUGAGUGGCUCGUAUGUUGCUUUUAUUGUUUGGCGAAUGCAUUUGUAAAUUUCAUUAUAUAUGUGACGAUAUUCUACUCGCUAUUUCAAGAAAAUAUGAUGGGUAUUGUAUUCAUUACAUACACUAUACUUGAGAGUUUUAACAGUCUGGUCGAGGUGCUGCAUCGACACAAAUGUAUUUAGGAUUGCAUGAAGGUUUAUUCCAGACAGAUGUGAUCUAAAAAUGCUCUAGAUCACUAAAUUCAGACAAUCAUUAUAAAAGUGAUAAUGUGCAGGACACGUUUUCCAUGAUUUGGUAUGUUGUUGCCUCUCACCCCAACACUUCUAUAUUAAAGCUGAUUUCCUCAAA